GUAAUGUGUAAGUUUUUCCUUUCUGAAUCGUGACAGAUGACCAUAGAGACAACAUCAAAACUGACUCAUCAAGGUCAUAGCUAUUUUUGUUUUUAGAAUAGGUAUUAGGUACUUGCUUAAAACCUAGGUACCUAGUCUAACAAGAUGGAUUCGAGCGUUCAAGUUGUUUUAGUGGGUGAGAAUUUGGGGGAACGACAUCACUAUCUAAACAAUCUCGUCAAAGAAACGUGCGAUAAGCAAACAUACGAUUUCUCAAGCCUUCCCGAAAAUACUCCAAUCGACAGGAUAUUUAAGAUCGACGUGGCGAAUCGUCAGAAAAUUGUAAAUUAUGUCCUCGAAACACUUAAAGACAAUGAUAUGCUGUAUGUUACUAGAGCAUUGAAAUGCACAUGGCUGUUGGACUCGGAUUAUUGUAGCACCGUAAAUCCUGUUUAUUUAGAGACUAUCCUAUUUCCGGAGAUGACCAAACCGGCUGUGAACAAGAUGAAACACUGGAUACAAGCAAACCUCAAAGAUUCUGAACGUUGUCAAAAUUUUUAUGAAUAUUACAGGUCCAAUUUUGACGAAUCAAUUAAUUUCCUAUGGUACUGUUCAAGGGAAUUUAUAACAGGAGAAUUAAAUAACAUUAUUGACAAAAUAACACCAAAACAUCUAGCGAGACUUUGCGAUGCGUGCCCUCAAAUCGCUAGAAUGUAUUUCGAAAGCUUAAACAGUAAUCGAAAAGCUCUAUCGCGAUACUUGGAUUCCGAGUUGGAAUAUUUCAAUAGCUUGAAAUGUUUGUUGAAAAUGGAUGGCAAUAUGUAUCUAGAUCUCGUUGAAUUAUAUUUUAAUCAAUAUAAACAUAACUUCUUCAGCCCUUCAUCGACUCGAUAUGUCAUAAAAAACUUUAAGAACAAAUUUUUGGCCAAGCCAGAGUUAUACACAACUCAAUUUUUAAAUAUGAAUACAUUAGCUGCUUGUUUGUCAGCAGAGGAAUGUAAAGAACUUAUUCUACUUUUAGCAAAGGCAGAAUAUAUAGAAUCGUGGUUUUCCUAUCAAUCUGUAGAGCCGCUCAUAAAGCGACUGCCUCCCAAUGAAAGAGCUUCUUUCAAAAAACUUGUUUUUGUGGACAAAGCUGUUGGUGAUAAAGUAAAAAAAUGGCCGUACCCGACGCCUUCCCCUUUGAAGCUCGAUGAACUUGAUGAUCUUAUCUUUACCGAUGAAGAGCACGAUGACUACGAAUUAGAUUGUGAAGACUUGGAUUUUAGGCGAUUUUUGAAGAAACGUAAAUAUAUGGCAUGCAGCAUGAAAAUGCAAAGUGUCAAUUGUUCAAGACAAACUUUGUUGGAUCAACUGUUUAGUCGCUAUCGUUUCACGGGAUUCGCAAAAACAUUUACCGAACUCAGUACUCGCUUGCAAAUAUCGAAUACUAUUGAAGAGCGACAAAGCAUCAUGUUGGUGCUCGUCAGCAAGAGCGGUCGAGUGCCCGAGCAAGUCGAGAAACUAAUGAAGAUGCUUGAGGAGCGUCAUACCAAUGAGCCGAGCAACCUCCGAGCGGCUAUUGUAAGGUCUUUUGUAAAACGUGGCUGUAUUUGGCGAGCCUCUGAUGAUGUAUGGAACUCGAUGCUUAAAUUUGGACACGGGCUGGGCCUCGAUGGCGACGCGGGAGAUCCGCUAUGUAUAGAAGGUGUCCAUGCAGUAACACUUCGUCACUUAAUUAAGAACACUUUACAGUCUGUCGGUUUAAUGGAUGCGUUCAAGAAAAAUUUCACAACGUUCAAGGAAUAUGAGUUGAGUGCCGCUGAAAUAAAACUGGUGAAAGAACAUUUGCCACCGCUACUAUUACCAGAGUGUCCAAACGAGUUUUUAGAUAUAGUCUCGGCAUAUAAAAUUAAAGUAAACGAAAUAAGUGGUGCGAUUGAUAUAUUGGCAAAAGUGUCGGAAAAUAAUCCCGAUUUAAUAGAACGCUUGUUCGAUAAAAGACUUGCACGUCGUCAGCUCAUUGCUCUAACGUUCCCUAUAAAACAAUCCGAAGCGUCAUAUAUCAAUGCUUUAAGGCACGAUGUAUCGUUAUUAGAUGAAGGCGAAAGUUUUGCCGCUCUAGCGGCUAAGAAAUAUACAAAUCAUGAUCGCUUUUUACAGUCCCUAAGAAUUUAUUUCAGCGAAACAAACGGCCUUGCCGCGAAGCACCUGACAGCUUUGGAAUAUGCAUUUGAUCGAAAACCAAGAUUGCGCCUGGUGCGGUCUUUAGCAAUUUUAUCGUCCAAUUACAUAGUGCUAAAAAGAAUACAACAGCUAGAUCCAAAAAUUCUGAAAAAAAGAUCUAAAAUUGCAUCAGCGUUAAAAGCAUUAGCGCAUAAAACAAAUCCACCCGUGGAUAUCAAUGCAGUCGGUUGGAGAGUGUUGGGUGCUAAGGCUGUAGCCAACAGAGUGUUCAUCUGUAAAGCUACGGCACUGGAACAAUACACAAAGGCGUGUCUCGAAUGGUCCCAAACUUAUGGCAUCGGUCUGCGACUCGCUCUGAACACCUCAUUCGAAGAAGAAGCAUUUACGCUUGUGUCUGAGAAAAAGCCUAAAGUCGCUCUUUCCGUGGCUGCUUCUUAUUACUUUGCAAAGUCUCGUGUGAUUAAACCCAAUAUUUGGGAAAUUGUUAAAAAGAUUUUAUUAAAUAUGGACGUUUCGAAGUGCCCUAAGAGAUCAUAUAAAAGUUUAACAAGCAAUGUUCCAAAGAACAUAGAAGCCGAAUUUUGGACAAUAAUAUACCGAAUGAACCUAGCAUACAAGAGAAAUAAAGCGGAGUCAGCUCUGUUGAAAUUAGAAAAUAUUCUGUCGAAAGUAGAUCGCGGUUUUAUUAGUAAAGUCGUUGAUGGUUUUAUAGAGAAUGAUUUGACGGUCGGUAAUUUCACAAACUACAAUAAUUUAAUAGUAUGUGGUAUUACACCAACGACGAGAGCUGGCGUUUCGAAAAGAGUUCUGAGUAUGUAUAUGCGUAUAACAGCAAAAUAUUUACUUUUAUGCAAGAAUGAAAAUGAACAGUCGGAAACAAUCGAAAACGUUCUAAAUCCAUUUUUUGAUCGAAUUGAUGAAUUAUGGAAACAAAUACCAGAUAAAUCCAGCAUACUCGAGUGUAUGGAUGACUUUUUGCGUUCUUUAAAAUAUACCGAAGUGUUUAUAGAUACUGAAUAUACUUCGUGUUUGUUAAUGUUUGAAAAAAUAAUCGCCCGUUUACAUAAAGUAUUACCCCGAUUGGAAUAUUUCGAAAAAUAUGUAAAAUUGCAUUUUAUAAUACUGUUCUUUAAAGCAAUAAGAAAUGCUAUAGCUCAAGAUCCGAACAUAUUUAAAGCUGAAAAUAAAGAAAACGCUAUGAAAGUUGUGGGGACGUAUUUUGGUCAAUAUAUGGGAAGUGAAGUCAAAGAACUUGUGUCUGAAUUCUUCAUUUCUAUUAUAGAGAUAUACAAAGAAGGCCUAAUUGAGUUUUUGGAAUCUUAUUUCAGUUACACACCGAGUAGAUACAAAUUCGUGACGCCUAUUGUAAAAGGUCUAUUUAAAAAUAACUGCUUAGAGGCUCACUUGCUCGCUCAUCAUAUUUUCGUUAAAAUAUACCACGAAAAGUCGCAAGACUAUGAUGAAGUUUUCCAAACAUUGAAAAAGAGCGAGUUUCAAGAAUUACAGUUUAUUUUAUUACAAACAGAAUAUUGUAAAAAUAUUUGCUAAUAAACAGAGUAGUUA
This is a messenger RNA of Zerene cesonia (dogface butterfly), 3708 nucleotides long. RefSeq lists its product as uncharacterized. NCBI's taxonomy places the organism in Eukaryota, Metazoa, Arthropoda, Insecta, Lepidoptera, Pieridae. The transcript has 2 exons. The record is from RefSeq and is a predicted model, not a curated record. Bases 145 to 3693 code for a protein of 1182 amino acids.